Glossina fuscipes is the source of this 1032-nucleotide messenger RNA. Its product is annotated as neuralized-like protein 2. Bases 58 to 996 code for a protein of 312 amino acids. NCBI's taxonomy places the organism in Eukaryota, Metazoa, Arthropoda, Insecta, Diptera, Glossinidae. The transcript is spliced from 4 exons. Gene Ontology annotation, molecular function: ubiquitin protein ligase activity. Gene Ontology annotation, biological process: intracellular signal transduction. The record is from RefSeq and is a predicted model, not a curated record.
UAAUGAUUAGUUUUUUUAUUUUAUUUGUUGCAACCGAUUUACGUGUAACGUAAAAAAAUGAAUAAAGAAAAAGUUCUAAAUCGUAGCGAGGGACAGACAUUAUCCGCAGCAUCUGAAUUGGCGGCAGCCACGAAUCCUUUAACAAACAAACUGCAAUUAGCGAGAUUUCAUCCCUAUCAUGGAGCGAAUAUAAUAUUAUGCGACGACAAUACAGUAGCGUUUCGUAAAGCUAGCUUUGCUGAUGCGGUUACAUUCUCCGAAAAGCCUUUACAACUGGGUGAAAUAUUUUUAGUAGAAAUAGAAAAAAAUGAGCGUGGCUGGUCAGGACAUAUGCGUCUGGGCUUAACUCAAUUGGUACCCGAUGGCCUGGCAGACGGAUUGCCACAAUUUGCUUUACCGGAUUUAGCUAAUUUGGCUACCAGCUGGAUUUUUCCAAUUUCAAAAUUUGAACCGCAUUCCUCAGUAUCGUGUUCAAACAACGAAAUUGAUGGAGGCAGUGUAGAUGCUAUAGAGGCUGCAAUAACUGAAGGCCAACCUUCGUCGGCGGUGCUAACAAAAAGCAAAAUUUUGGGCGACUCCAUCUACGUACGCACCCCAAGGGGAAUGUUUCCGAAACGUUUACUAAGACCAACAGUGGUGGAUGUUAACGGUAGCGCAGAUUGUAAUCCGGGCAUAUUAUUAACAGACAAAGGUUCACGUAUAGGCGUGGUAUUCGUGCCAACCGAAGCCGAUAAAACCAAAGCCGAAAUGCAUUUUAUCAUUAAUGGUAUCGAUCGGGGGCCUUGCACAAAGGAUAUACCAAUUGAUAAGACCCCAUUGCAUGUUGUCAUCGACGUAUAUGGUACCACAAAACAAAUUCGUAUCAUACAGUUAUACGGCAUUGUGUCGCUACAAAAUGCUUGUCGUGAUGCUAUCCUACUUAAUAUCAAGCCGCAAAAUAUCGACAAGUUGCCGUUGCCAGAACGUUUAAAAAGUUACCUUAAAGGCCAGGAUUAAAAAAUUUGCUAAAUUUUUUUUUUUACAUAAAUAUUU